GUUUUCAGCCUUAUUUUUAAGUCCGAAAGACUUUUUAUGCAUGGAAUUUUCACAGUUACUUCUAUCUGUUAUGUAUUUUCUUUAGGAUGGUGAUCUCAUGCAUGGGUGUAAAAUAAGUUUGAAUGUGCUCAAAUGUUGUUUGGGUAGGUUUGUUUAGUAAAUGAGCUAAAAAAAUUUAUGUAAGCUUAGCAUUAGGGGUGUCAAAAACGGGUUGCGGGUCGAGUUCGGGUCGAACUUGACAAACCUGACAUGUUUUAAAAAAUAGGUCAGAUUUUCAGACCCGAUCCCGACCCGAAAAUUCGUCAGAUUCUCAGACCCUAGGUGAGUCGGGUUCGGAUUUGAGAAUCUGACAUAUUUUUAAUUAGUGUAAAAUAAAUAUAUGUGAUUAUAUUUAUUUCAUUUGAAAUAAAAUGAAUCAAAGCAUAAAGUUCAAUAAUAGUAAUGAUCAGUGUGUUGCGAGUAGCAACAUUAAGAAGCGAGUGAUGAUGGCGGCGGUGGAUAGUUGCAGAGGUAGUUGUUGACAGUAGCUUGCGGUGAUAAUGAUAAUGAAUUAAGUCAAUUAACAAUGUAUUUUAAAAAAUUAAUUAAAUUUAAUUAUUUUUAAAUGCAUCACAAUUGAAUUAGAGGAUAAAUUUGAAAUUCACCAAUAAAUAAUUUUAAUUUUGAAAUUCACCAAAUCAAAUAAUUUAAUUUUUUUAUAAAAUUAUAUCCUCCCCCUCCUCACCACUGUCACAUAUGCUCAAUUAAUCCGUCCUCGUCCAAAUCCCAAUCUUCUCCCCUUCCUCGGUUCUUCCUUCUCCUCCAUGGCAGAACCAAAUAAUCCAGAAGGCGGCGAUAAGCCUGAAGAUUCCUACUCCGUAUGGGCACUCCCACCGUCGGACAUCAAGGACCGCCUCAAAUCUCUAAUGUCCUCUCUCCGAUCCGAGUUCGGCGGCCCAGCCUUCGAUCCGCACAUCACCGUCGUCGGCGACCUCCGCCUACGGCGCGACGAGGCCAUCGCUCGCUUCCAUUCCGCCAUCGCUACCCUCAAACCCUACACCGCUCGUAUCGCCGGCGUCGCAUACGGAACCUUCUUCUAUCAGUGCGUCUAUCUCCUCAUCCAUCCAUCCCCUGAGGUGGUGGAAACCAGCUCUCACUGCUGUGGCCAUUUAGGUUACAAGAGAUCAACUCCUUAUAUGCCUCAUGUGAGCCUUAUCUAUGGGGAUUUGAGCGACGAGGAAAAGGAGAGGGCGCGGAAGCGAGCGGAGGAGAUUGAUGAAAGUGUCUGCGGACUUACCUUCGAAGUCUCAUCGCUGGCUCUCUGCAAGACCGAUACGCUUGACAAGACGACCGAAUCGUGGGAGAUGGUUGAGCUCUGCGACCUGACGAAGAAGGAUUUUGCUUAGCUCUGCUUGGAGGAGCAUUGGAAUUCUACUACUGGUAUUGCUACUGAACCCUAGUUGAGAACUCCAUGCUUUUGAUGUUUGAUUUGAAAAUCUUUUGAUCAGUCAAACAGAAUAAGGAUGUUUAAAAGGAAUUUUAUAUAAUUAAGAUGUUUAAUUUCUUGAUCUAAUGUAUUAAGACGAGAGAUUUGUUAAAACCUUAGAAAAUUAUGAAAUGUACGAUGCAUCAUUGCCUUCUCCUCUA
Dendrobium catenatum is the source of this 1626-nucleotide messenger RNA. Its product is annotated as cyclic phosphodiesterase. Gene Ontology annotation, biological process: cyclic nucleotide metabolic process. Gene Ontology annotation, molecular function: 2',3'-cyclic-nucleotide 3'-phosphodiesterase activity. Lineage: Eukaryota; Viridiplantae; Streptophyta; Magnoliopsida; Asparagales; Orchidaceae. Bases 804 to 1385 code for a protein of 193 amino acids. The record is from RefSeq and is a predicted model, not a curated record. The transcript is spliced from 3 exons.